GAGAAAACAACCAAGACAUUAACAACCCAAGAAAAGAGAAAAGAAAAGUGCAUUUUGCUAGAAGUCUCUGUAGAAGGAGUUGAGGGUACCGUCAUUUUCUCCAUUUUUGGAAAUCAAGAGAACAAUAUGGAACCAAACCCAAGACCUCCAGGUAGGCCUCGUAGGGAGCAGAAUAAUGAUGAACGUUGGGAACAGAUGAUGCAAAUGAUGCAGCAACAACAACUUAUGAUGCAACAACAACAAGCUGUUACGACUAGCAUAAUGAAUCAUCUUGCGCAAUCUGUCGGGCCUGCUCAUCCACCGCCACCACCUCCACCAGAGGCCUCAAACAGAUUAUUUUAUGACUUUCACAAGUUGAAACCCCCAGCUUUCCUAGGGAGCCCGGUGCCGUUGGAAGCUCAAUCAUGGUUGGAUGAAAUGACCAAAAUUUUUCUUGUGGUGCGAUGUACUGAAGAAGAUAAGGUAGCUUUUGCUACUCAUAUGCUACAAGGAGAAGCUGAGAACUGGUGGAAGGGUGCAAAGGCAUACAUGAUAAGUGCGGGUACACCGAUGAACUGGGAGAAUUUUUGUACUGUAUUUCUAGAUAAAUAUAUUCCCAUGAGUAUAAGAAAACAAAAGGAAUUUGAAUUUACACAUCUUCAACAAGGAGACAUGUCAGUUGCUGAUUAUGUGGCAAAGUUCGAGGAACUAGCAAGGUUUUGUGCCCAAGCAGAGUACGCCCCAAAUGAUCGAUGGAAGAUAAAUCAGUUCGAGUGGGGUUUGAAUCCAGAGAUUAAAAGUAAUUUGGCCCAACUAGAGAUAACUUCUUAUGCCACUUUGGUUCAUAAAAGUUACUCUAAUGACUGA
Messenger RNA from Cicer arietinum (chickpea), 846 nucleotides. RefSeq lists its product as uncharacterized. The record is from RefSeq and is a predicted model, not a curated record. NCBI's taxonomy places the organism in Eukaryota, Viridiplantae, Streptophyta, Magnoliopsida, Fabales, Fabaceae.